AAGCUCAAAAGCAGACUCAAUUCCAUCCGUGCUUUGCUUGGUGAUGCUGAGGAAAAGCAGAUCAAGGAGGAAAGCAUCAAGCUUUGGCUAUACAAGCUCAAACAAGCAUGUUAUGACAUGGAGGAUGUGUUGGACGAGUGGAAUACUGCAUCCCUGAUGUUGCAGAAAGAUGAAGCAGAUCAGAACAGCUUUUUUCCUCUCAAGGGAAAGGUAUGUCGUCCCUUCAAUCCAUGUUUCUCUCUUGGUCAAGUUGUUCAACAUCGUGGCUCUGCUCUGAAAAUAAAGGACAUUAGUGAGAGAUUAAGUGAAAUUGAUGAGGAGAAAAACAAGUAUGGAUUUGCAUAUAGGGAAGAUACGCAGUCUAGAAGAGAAGAAACUACAAGUUAUACUGAGCUGUCAAAGCUCCAUGGUCGAGAUAAGGAUAGGAAAGACUUAGUAAGCAGUUUGUUGUGUGGUAGUAGUGAUCGGGGGCCAGGAGAGAGUGAUGCCAAAACCAUCUUUGUUCUAGGCAUGGGUGGUGUGGGUAAAACAGCCCUUGCCCAGCUGGUUUUCAGUGAUGGUGAAGUUAUGGAGCAUUUUGAUCGCAGAAUAUGGGUUUGCGUAUCAGAAGUUUUUGAUGGGAACAGGGUUGCCAAGGAAAUUAUUGUUUCUCUUGAAAGUCUCGAUCAUGUUUCAGCUCGAGAUCUUGAUUCUGUUUCACUGCAAAUUCUUGUGGAGAAAAUUUGCAAAUCUAUUCAGAGGAAGAAAGUUCUUCUUGUUCUGGAUGAUGUGUGGACAGAUACAAGUAGAAGCUGGGAAUCACUGAAUGAAGCUUUCAAACAUGCAGCACCUGAAAGUAGGAUUUUGGUCACCACUCGGAAGGAGACAGUUGUAGGGACCAUGAAAUCCUUUUGUGUCUUUAAUCUAAAGCAGUUGAAUAAAGAGGAUUGUUGGAAAAUACUUAGCCAAGAAGCUUUUGUUGGAAGAACUGAGGAACAAUGUAAAAGUUUGGAGGACAUGGGAAGGAAAAUUGCAGAGAAAUGUCGUGGACUGCCACUGGCGGCAAAAGCUCUAGGAAGCAUGCUGCGUUUUAGGGAAACAAUAGAAGAAUGGGGAGAUAUCUUGAACAGUGAGGUAUGGAAUUUAGGUUUGGGAGAAGUGUUUGCUGCUUUGCUGUUGAGUUAUUAUGAUUUACCCUCAGCAGAAAAACAAUGCUUUUUGUAUUGCUCUAUCUUUCCUAAAGAUUUUGAGAUAAAAAAAGAUGACCUGAUUCAUCAGUGGAUGUCACAAGGUUAUUUGAGCUCUAGUGAAAAUAUGGAAAUUAUUGGGGUUGGGUACUUUCAGUGCCUGGUGGCACGAUCUUUCUUUCAAGAUCUUGAAAAACAGGAGGAUGGCAGCAUAACAUGUAAGAUCCAUGACAUAGUAGUGGACUUCGCCAGACACCUGAUGGGAAAAGAACUUGAGUUUAAAGAGCUCCAUACUGCUGAUAAUCUCACUGUGCAGCUUUCUCCAGAGGAAACUCGCCAUCUGUCAGUAACACUGGCAGCUAAUACACGUUUCCCUAUUUCCAUUCUUGGUGCAGCAAAAUUGCAUAGCCUGAACAUCUUCAAGGUUGAUGAUGAAGAAGAAGAAGAAACUGCUCAGUAUUUGAGUAACUUGCUUAUUCAAGCAAAACAUUUGCGUUUACUGAAUUUCCAUGGUGGCACUGGUAAUAUUGGUAGAUUUCCUAAAGAAAUAGGCAAGUUGAUGCAUCUGAGACUGAUUGACUUGUCUGAUAGUAAGUUGAAGAGAUUACCUGAAGCAAUGUGCAAAUUAUGUAAUUUGCAAUCUUUAUAUCUAAGAAGAUGUUAUUAUCUGGAGAAAUUACCAGAUAAGAUGGAGAAAUUGAUCAGCUUAAGGUAUCUUGAUACAACUGAGUGUUGUAUGACUUGCUAUCCCAAAGGAAUUGGGAGAUUGACUUCUCUGAGGGAGUUAAAGGGGAUUGUGCUUAGAUGUGAUCGUAAUGACAAUGAAGAAUUUUGCUUGGGGGAUUUAGAAAACUUGGACGACCUUCGUGUUCUGAUGCUGAUAGUGGUUGGAGAUGAGAUUGAUGCUAAUGAAGCCAGCCGGGCGAACCUGCACAGUAAGGCACAUCUCAAUGACUUGGAGGUAGGUACUUGGGAAGAUGGUGUGGAUAGUGUGCGUGAACAUGCUGUUAUUAAUGCCUUAAACCCAGCUCCGAGGACAAAUGCCAGAUUUGUUAGGAAGAGAAUUCAACUUCUGAAUAAAAUCCGAGCACAUUUUCAAGCAGUCCGUGCAAGGGUGCGCCAGCGGUAAUUUGCCGAGAGAUUUGCUGAGAGAUUUGCUGAGAGAUUUGCUUCUGUUGUUGGUGAAAACAUGCUUCUUUUUCUUAAACAAGCUAUACUUGCGUUCGCAGCUGUUGUGUGUUUCUCUUCUUGUUAUUUCUGUUUUAUUGUACCAUAUGCAUUUCCAUGGUUUUUCUGUUGGAUGACAGAAUACAGAACUUAUAAUACUGUCUUUGAUUCUUUAUGAUUAAAUUCCUUUCCAUAAAAAUGGAAAAAGGAAAUAUCAUCUUGAUUGGUUGAUUGGUUGAUUGGUAUAAAGGAAUUUGCAAACCAUAUGUAUUAUGCUAGUUAAAGAUGUCUUCUAUUUGUUAUGUUUGUUUUACCGUA
Molecule: messenger RNA, 2651 nt
Organism: Rubroshorea leprosula
Lineage: Eukaryota; Viridiplantae; Streptophyta; Magnoliopsida; Malvales; Dipterocarpaceae
Source: the annotation of a GenBank genome assembly